Messenger RNA from Ornithodoros turicata, 839 nucleotides. RefSeq names its product RYamide neuropeptides-like. The transcript is spliced from 4 exons. Lineage: Eukaryota; Metazoa; Arthropoda; Arachnida; Ixodida; Argasidae. Bases 245 to 514 code for a protein of 89 amino acids. The record is from RefSeq and is a predicted model, not a curated record.
CAACCAUUCUCAUUGAGGUCCCAUUACGGAUUGGACAGCGUGCGAAGGGCCGGCACCCAAUGAGAUUCGUCCGUGGAGUGCGCGUCACGCUGUCACGUGACGAGCAUCCCACGAGCGGGCUGGUGGGCGGAGACGCUAUAUAGCGCGUGCACCGAUUUGGGACCGUGAGAGACCGAGCAGCAAGAGGAGUACCUGGUUGCAUCGCAGUGCGCCGCUUUCAGCACCACACACACAUUGAUCAGACAUGCAGCAUUCUCGAGUCUGGGGCCUGCUCCUGGUGGCCAUGGUGCUACUCAGCUUGACGACGGCCACAGUCAAAGGAACGCCACAGUUCGUACCCAAUGGUAGAUACGGACGCAGGAGCAUCGUGCCCCCUCUUGCAGGUGUAACCAGCGACAUGAACGUCAAAUUUUUCGGCGACUCCAGCAUCACUUGCAGUUACACCGGCUUCGCGGAUAUUUACAGGUGUUCCAGGAGAUCUUCCGAUGACUACAAGGACUCCUCCCUCGAAUGAGACGCCACCGUCGGGACUGUCAGCAUUCCCACAGCCAAAGUCCGAGCCAAGACGGACCAGAGAAGAUGAGACAGCGCAAUAUUAGCCUUUCUUUGUAACAACUUUCUUCUCCGGGCAUUUUUUGUUCACGACGGACUGAAAGAAACAUGUCACGUGAUCGACGCUCUCCUGGGAGCUCGUGAAGCACCUUGUGUUUUCUUUAUUGGUGAUUUUUUUUUUUUCGAAUGUCCCGUGAACAACAGUAGUGAGCAAAGUGUUGUUUUUUUGGCUGUAUGGCGUUUCAAUCAACGUCCCACGGGGGAAAUAAAAAGUAGUAGCUGUUUCA